AUGGGGAUUUUUGAUCUUUUUGGGAAGAAACAGGUGAUUUUCUUAUUAUAUGUUGUACUUGAUGUUGUUUGCUAGUUCUCUUUUGUUGAGUAGUCUAGUUCUCUCAUUCUUUAUGCUGUUUGUAGUGUAAGAUAUUACUUGUUAGCUUUUGAAUAUCAAACGUUUCAUUUUCAGGAUAAAAUGGCAGCCAAUGUCACUAUUGACUGUUUGGGCGAAAAACUUGAAGUGCUGGUUCAGAAUGAAGAAAAUUCUGGUUCUGAACUAGUACCCGAAGAUGGAGAACAAAUCCUCAAAACUGUUGGUGAUCUCAGGAAUAGGAUUGCUGAUCACUUUGGGCUGGAUGCGGACAAAAUGAAGAUUAUUCAUAGAGGUAUGUAUUAUAAUAUUGUCUUUUGGGUUUAGGUCAGUUGAACUUGGAACUAGAACGUUUUGAAGGGCAUGAGCAAUUAGAUUUUAUUCUUGUGGUGAUAUGCUUGAGCUACUUUUAUUUGAAUUUGGGGGUUUAAGUCAAGUUUUUCAUCAACCAUCUUUUAAUGUACUACAAUAUCCUGUUUUUUUUCCAGAACUGUGAAUUAUAAAUUGUGAAUGUUUUGAGGAGCAAAAACAGUUUAUGUUAAACAUUUUAAUAUAUAAUUCAAUUUGUUUUGCUUUUUCUUCACAGUUUUACGUUAUCUUUGGCAUAAGCUAUCUUUACCGAUAUCAGUUUUAGGAAAACUUAUUGGAACAGAUGCAGAAGUCAAGCUCAGUGGGUUAAGGUUCAAAGAUAAAGAUGUGUGCAAGAUUAUGGGCAAGCCUCCGAAAACGGAUGAAGGAUGGUCUACUUUGUGCAGCUUUGAACGCACUUUUUUGAUCAAACUCAAUCAGAAAUUUGAGCAAAAUGGAAUUGAUCUCGACUCAUUAGAAAAGAAUUUUUUAGAUGGUAAGUUGCAGAUGGGAAUGAAGAACUUUUUGAAUUGAUUAUAUGAUUUUUGGCCAUUUAGAGGUAUGAAUAAUGUUGGUUUAUAUUAAUAUAGUUUGUUUAAGUCCGUUUUUCUUCAAUAAUUUAUGUUUUUAGUUGCCUUACGUUUUAUUUUUAAUAUUUUUGGUUAAAUUUUUGAUUAAAAAUAAAGUCCAAGUAUUAUAAAAUGUUAUUUUAGGCAAACAACGCGAGGAGUUGAUUUUAAAAACCGAAAAAGAGUUGAAGAUGUUCAAUGCACUGGCUGAGAAACAAGUAGAAGCCAUCGAUGGUCUCAAGAUCUUCGACGCUGAUACUAGUGAAGAGCAAAAGACUCGGAACCGUGAGAAGAGGAAACAGAUCAUCCAAGGAGUUCAGAGCCUUUUGAAUUUGAACGACAAGUACCUGAAGCGAUUGGAGGAGUACAAGUUCCGAGUUGAGCAUCCAGAUGAAGGACGGUGA
This is a messenger RNA of Bursaphelenchus okinawaensis, 1396 nucleotides long. Lineage: Eukaryota; Metazoa; Nematoda; Chromadorea; Rhabditida; Aphelenchoididae. The record is from the annotation of a GenBank genome assembly.